Molecule: messenger RNA, 1517 nt
Organism: Cucurbita moschata (crookneck pumpkin)
Lineage: Eukaryota; Viridiplantae; Streptophyta; Magnoliopsida; Cucurbitales; Cucurbitaceae
Product: omega-3 fatty acid desaturase, chloroplastic-like
Exons: 8
Coding region: 168-1517 (449 amino acids)
Biological process (GO): lipid metabolic process
Molecular function (GO): oxidoreductase activity, acting on paired donors, with oxidation of a pair of donors resulting in the reduction of molecular oxygen to two molecules of water
Source: RefSeq, a predicted model, not a curated record
AUGGUGGAUAUAAAUAGGCAGAGUGAGAGAGGAGUGUUGUUGGGUCUUAUGUUUGGGAGUGAAUGAGGAGAAUUCUGGCGGUGUUACCUUAUUUCUGCUUCUGAUUUCCUUUCAUUUGAGGGAUUUGUUCGUUGCCCAUCUUUCCUUUUCUUCAUCUUAAGCUGUUAAUGGCGAGGUGGGUUUUAUCUGAAUGUGGUGUUAAGACCCUUCCCGGGUUCUACCAUCACCCAUCUAGGAAUGGGAUUGCUUCCAGAACUUACAUGGUUUCUGAGAUUAGGCCGCCAUUGUUGGCCUCUAAACCUCACAUUCUUCGCUCUUCUUUGGGGCUUUUCACUUCAUGUAAAGGGAAGAAUUGGGCGCUGAAUGUGAGUGCUCCUGAGAGAGUUGCUUCUGUUGAUGAGGUUGAUGAGAGGGAGAGAGUUGAUGUGGUUAAUGGGGUUGAGGGUGAGGGUGAGGGUGGUAUUGACCUAAGCGCUGCUCCGCCGUUUCGGCUGUCCGAUAUUCGGGCCGCCAUUCCUAACCAUUGUUGGGUCAAGGAUCCUUGGAAAUCAAUGAGCUACGUUGUGAGGGAUGUGGUUGUGGUAGUUGGAUUGGCGGCUGCUGCUGCUUACUUCAACAAUUGGGCUGUUUGGCCUCUUUACUGGCUUGCUCAAGGGACCAUGUUCUGGGCUCUGUUUGUUAUUGGUCAUGAUUGUGGCCAUGGAAGUUUCUCCAAUGACCCAAAACUGAAUAGUGUUGUUGGCCAUAUUCUUCAUUCUUCAAUCUUAGUUCCAUAUCAUGGAUGGAGAAUAAGCCACAGAACUCAUCACCAGAACCAUGGUCAUGUUGAAAAUGAUGAAUCAUGGCAUCCUUUGACUGAGAAACUUUAUAGGAGUUUGGAUAAAGCAACAAAAACAUUGAGGUUCACCUUGCCUUUCCCCAUGCUUGCAUAUCCUUUCUAUCUGUGGAGUAGAAGUCCUGGAAAGAAAGGCUCUCAUUUCAACCCGAACAGCGAUUUGUUUGUACCAAGUGAGCAGAACAAUAUCCUUACAUCCACUGCCUGUUGGGCUGCAAUGGUUGCUCUGCUUGGAUGUCUAACUGUAGUGAUGGGUCCCCUUGAAGUCCUCAAACUCUAUGGCAUUCCCUAUGUGAUUUUCGUCAUGUGUCUAGACAUUGUGACAUACCUGCAUCACCACGGUCACGACGAUAAACUUCCUUGGUAUCGUGGAGAGGAAUGGAGUUACUUAAGAGGAGGAUUAACCACUCUCGACCGCGAUUAUGGAUGGAUCAACAACAUUCAUCACGACAUCGGAACUCAUGCCAUUCACCAUCUCUUCCCUCAGAUCCCACACUAUCACUUGGUAGAGGCAACCGAAGCAGCAAAACCAGUGCUCGGAAAGUAUUACCGGGAACCAGAGAAAUCUUGGCCUCUCCCAUUGCACUUAUUUGGAGUUCUUGUAAAAAGCAUGAAAAGUGAUCACUUUGUGAGCGAUACUGGGGACAUUGUAUAUUAUCAGACCGACCCCGACCUUUCUUGA